Messenger RNA from Solea solea (common sole), 3188 nucleotides. It is a transcript of the gene tlr3, whose product is annotated as toll-like receptor 3. Gene Ontology annotation, cellular component: membrane. The record is from RefSeq and is a predicted model, not a curated record. The coding region runs from base 351 to 3119 and encodes 922 amino acids. The transcript is spliced from 5 exons. Gene Ontology annotation, biological process: immune response; inflammatory response; toll-like receptor signaling pathway. NCBI's taxonomy places the organism in Eukaryota, Metazoa, Chordata, Actinopteri, Pleuronectiformes, Soleidae. Gene Ontology annotation, molecular function: protein binding; transmembrane signaling receptor activity.
ACGUGUUACCAAGUCCUCAUCGACGUCUGAAGCCAUUUUGAUAUAAAACUGGGAAACACCCAGGCUUUAAGAUUGUUUAAUAACCUUGAAUACGUAGUAAUUCCGGUUCCUGGUUUGUGUUUUGUCAGAUUUCUGUCUCUUGCACGAGGCGGUUCAUAUUUUCCAUUUGAUCUAGAGACACUGAUGUGGAAGUGAAAGCAGUCAUUUCCUCGUUUCCUGACGUUCUUGUUUUGUUGCUGCAACGCGAGUUUCAUGUGCUGCCGAGACUCUUCAUACCCCAAAGAGAAGAGGUUGUGAUGCUGGAAUUAGUUUCUGCUUGAAUUCUAUCAGGUCUUCAGACAACAGAUAUUAUGCAAAGGCAACAUUUGCUUUUUGAAGGUAUGUUUACCCCUCAUCCCCGUCUCUCGCCGUGGCUCAUCGUCAUUUGUUAUUGUUUGAUGGGACUGCACCAUGACGUGGCCUCCCAGAAGAAGAUAUCGUGCCAGGUGACAGACGGCAGAGCCGACUGCAGCCACCUCAGCCUCAGAACAAUCCCACAAAACCUUCCCAGGAACAUCACAAGCCUGGAUAUGUCUCACAACAGACUGGUGGGGCUUCCCCCUGCGUCGCUAAACCCGUACACGGGUCUUCUCCACCUUGACGUCAGCUAUAACAGUGUCACCAAGCUAGAUGAGCAUUUGUGCCACACACUGCCCCUUCUGCAGACACUUAACGUGAGACAUAAUGAAGUGCAUCUGCUGAAGAUGGAAGAUCUGAAUCUCUGCAGCAGUCUGAUACAGUUGAAUUUGGCGAGUAAUAGGCUAAAGAUGAAGGGAGAACCCUUCUCUGCUCUAAAGAACCUGGAGUUCCUCGAUGUUUCCACAAACCAGCUGCCAUCAGCCAAACUGGGCACUCAGCCUCAGCUACCCAGCCUGGUGAACCUCAGUCUGGCAUUCAAUGGAUUCACCACACUGAGGAAAGACGACUUCUCAUUCCUGAACCAUUCCCCUUUUCUGCAAACCCUCAAUCUCUCGUCCGUGCCACUAAAAACUUUGGAGCCUGGUUGCCUUGAGCCCAUUUCAGGCCUGCGCACUUUAAUCUUGGAUGGGAGCAAAACUGACAGUUUGUUUAUUUCCAAACUCUGCUCGGAGCUGGCAGGGACAUCCAUUGAUGUCUUCUCUCUUCGGAGGACGACGCUAGUAACGCUCAAAAACACAACCUUUGCAGGACUGCAGAAAACAAAUCUGACCUUUCUGGAUUUGUCCCAGAAUGGCAUGGUUACAAUUGAGGAUGGCUCAUUUCAGUGGCUGUCCAAACUUCAGACUCUAAUUUUGGCCGACAACACCAUCAAGCACCUUACGAAGUACACAUUUCAAGGCCUCCAAAGUCUGAAACAACUCAAAAUGACAAAAGCUCUGGUGAAAGGUCAUGCCCCCCCGAUCAUUGAUGAUUUCACUUUCCAACCGUUAAGCUCCCUAGAGAGUUUAAUAUUACAGAGAACUGCAGUGAAGGAAAUCACAGAGCACACAUUUACAGGCCUGACAAGUCUUAAAGAGAUCGACAUGAGUUGGGCCAGUUACUCAUCACUCAGAAUCAUCACCGACAAGACCUUGGUUUCACUUGCGGGAUCUCCUCUCAGAAUGUUGAAUCUGACUGGAACAGCUAUAGCAAAGAUUAAUCCUGGAAGCUUCUCAUUUUUCAAAAACCUCACCAUUCUUCUUCUAGAUUUUAAUUUCAUACAGCAAACGCUCUCUGGAAAAGAGUUUGAAGGCCUAAAUCAGGUCCAAGAGAUUCACAUGACCUACAACCACUGGAAAGUCAGACUGUGCUCCACUUCAUUUGUUAAUGUGCCCAAUCUUAGAGUCCUGACUUUGGGGAAAAGUCUUAAUAACACAGCUGUGAACGUGGACGUGGAUCCCUCACCAUUCAAGCCCUUGUCCCACCUCACAUUUUUGGAUCUUAGUAACAACAAUAUCGCUAAUAUCAGAGAGAGCAUGUUGGAUGGACUUGUGAACCUGAAGGUGCUGAAGCUCCAACACAAUAACUUGGCUCGCCUGUGGAAGAGUGCCAACCCAGGCGGGCCAGUGAUGUUUCUCAAAGGGGCACAGAACUUGAUGACCUUACAGAUGGACAGUAAUGGGCUGGAUGAAAUCCCAGAGGGGGCUUUGAGGGGUUUGAUUAACCUCAGUGAACUAAGCCUCUCAAAUAAUCUCUUAAACAACCUGAAGGACUCCAUUUUUGAGGAUCUGAUAUCAUUGCGGGUGUUACGUCUACAAAAGAACCUGAUUACAGCUGUGAAGCCUGAAGUGUUCAAAACUCCAAUGAGCAACCUCAGCAUACUUGUCAUGGACAAAAACCCCUUUGACUGCACAUGUGAGAGCAUCCUGUGGUUUGUGACAUGGCUGAAUAGCACAAACAGGACAUUUGUGCCUGAUCUCACGGACCAGUAUAUGUGCAACACUCCACUUGCUUACUAUAAUCAUUCAAUCACGAUGUUUGACACACUGUCUUGCAAAGAUAUGACCCCAUUUCAGACUCUUUACAUAUUGAGCAGCACAGCUGUCAUGGUGUUGAUGGCAACAGCGUUUCUGGUGCGAUUCCAGGGCUGGAGAAUUCAGUUUUAUUGGAACAUACUGGUCAGCCGCACGUUGGGAUUUAGUGAUGCCAAUGCUGAAGAGAGCAGGGAGUUUGAGUUCGAUGCCUACAUCAUACACACAGAGGAAGACAAGCGCUGGGUGGACAGGAUGAUAGUUCCCUUAGAGAAUGAAAAUUGCAGCUUUUACUUGGAGAAUCGAGAUGCCAUCCCUGGAAUGCCACAGCUGAAUUCCAUCGUGGAAAAUAUUAGAAGGUCCAGGAAAAUCGUGUUUGUCAUCUCUGAAAGUCUUCUCAAUGAUCCCUGGUGUCAAAGAUUUACAGCCCACCAUGCACUCCACCAGGUCAUUGAAGCCAGCAGGGACUCUGUGGUCCUGGUCUUUCUGCAGGAUGUGCACGACUACAAGUUAUCUCGCUCACUCUUUAUCCGCAGAGGCAUGUUGCGCUCGUGUUGUAUCCUGGAGUGGCAUUGCCAUAAGGAGAGGAUAGCCGCCUUUCACCAGAGGCUCCUCAUAGCACUAGGCAUGACUAAUCGAUUAAGGGAGUGAUUGUUUUUCAAUGGUAAUAAUGAAAAUUUAUUAUUAAUAAUAAUAAUAAUAAUAAUAAUAAUAAUAAUA